Thamnophis sirtalis is the source of this 5647-nucleotide messenger RNA. It is a transcript of the gene TRPM5, whose product is annotated as transient receptor potential cation channel subfamily M member 5. The record is from RefSeq and is a predicted model, not a curated record. NCBI's taxonomy places the organism in Eukaryota, Metazoa, Chordata, Lepidosauria, Squamata, Natricidae. Gene Ontology annotation, molecular function: ligand-gated calcium channel activity; calcium-activated cation channel activity. Gene Ontology annotation, biological process: calcium ion transmembrane transport. Gene Ontology annotation, cellular component: plasma membrane.
AACAAUUAUGGUUUAAUUAUCCUGUGCAACUGCAGCAUUGCAAAUCAUGGCUACUGAAAAAGAGGGUCAUCAGAUGUUUGUUUUCCAAACCCUUAAAAGAAGAGAAAGCAUCUCAAAUGAACAGUUGGUCUUUAGGAAUAAAGUAGAAUUGGGUCAGGACAAUAUUUCUGCAAUAUUCCGGAAGGAGAAUACACAGAAUAAAGUGUUCAGUGAUGAAGAAAAAGCAAGUAGAAUGGAAUUACAAUAUUGUAUUGGAGAAAUUGACUUCUUGGCUACUGGAAAGAAACAGGGAAAGUUUCUUAAGGUUCCAUGUGCCAUCCAUCCUGGAGUUAUAUUUGACCUCAUGAGUAACAAGUGGAACCUUCCUGCUCCCAAUCUGGUUGUCUCUUUUGUUGGAGAAGAAGAACACUUUCAGGUGAAACCUUGGUUACGUGAUAAAUUGAGGAAAGGAUUGGUUAAGGCUGCCCAAAGCACAGGUGCCUGGAUUUUUACAAGUGGUCUGCAUGUUGGAAUAACAAAACACAUUGGGCAAGCAGUCCAAGAUCAUAUGUUGACAAGUUCUUCGUCUACAGUGAAAGUAGUUGCAAUAGGAAUAACUUCCCUGGAGAAAAUACAGCACAGAGAUCUUCUGGAAAAUGUCAAGAAUGACAUUCUUAUAAACAACAAAACUGAUAAUAACGUCCAAGGGCAUUUGUAUUCCCUUGACAAUCACCAUUCCCAUUUCAUUUUGGUGGAAGAGAGUGAGCCAGAUGGGACAACAAAACUGCAACUCGCCUUGGAGAAAUAUAUUUCAGAGCAGCAUACUAGCUACGGAGGAACAGGUAGCAUUGAAAUCCCAGUUCUCUGUUUACUUGUGAAUGGAAGACCUCACAUUCUUGAGCGAAUUUUCAAGGGGUUGAAAAAUUCUAUCCCUUGUCUUAUUUUGGCUGGAUCUGGUGGUAUAGCCGAUAUCUUAGCUGCACUGAUGAGUGAGCCACACUUAAUUGUGCCACAGGUAGUAGAAAAGCAAUUAAAACAGAAGUUCCCCACAGAACAUUUCACUUGGAAUGACAUUGUUCAUUGGACUGAAAUGAUCCAGAGUAUAAUCACCCAGGAGCAGCUUCUAACUAUACAUGACUUUGAACAAGAAGGUUCAGAAGAAUUGGAUACAGUUAUUUUGAAAGCCCUGGUUAAAGCUUGUAAAAGUCAUAGUCAGGAAGCCCAAGAAUAUCUGGAUGAACUCAAGCUGGCUGUGGCCUGGAAUAGAGUGGACAUCGCUAAAAGUGAAAUAUUCAAUGGAGAUGUGGAGUGGACGUCAUGUGAUUUAGAGGAAGUGUUGAUGGAUGCCCUGGUGAAUGAUAAGCCAGAGUUCGUGAAAUUGUUCAUUGAUAAUGGGGCCAACAUAUAUGACUUCCUAACAUACGGCCGUCUUCAGAGCCUGUACUGUAACAUUUCCCCAAAGUCUCUCCUCUAUAUGCUUCUACUUAAAAAACAUGAAGAAAACAGACUUACUUUGGCUGGAAUGAGUGGACAACAUCACAAGGAAGUGGUGGAUGUGUGUCCUCUCUUCACUCUUCAUGAAGUUUCCAGGGUACUGAAAGAUUUUCUACACGAUGCUUGCAAAGGCUUUUACCAUGACCAAAAACCUGGAGGAAAGAAGAAAGUGGACAAGACAAAUGCCAGAAAGUUCCCAACCAUCUUUGAUAUGCAUCAGAAAAGUGGAAAUCCUUGGAGAGAUUUAUUUUUAUGGGCAGUACUUCAAAACCGGCACGAGAUGGCGCACCUCUUCUGGGCCAUGGGUCCAGAAGGAGUUGCUGCAGCUCUAGCUGCUUGUCAAAUAGUACGAGAGAUGUCCCACCUGGAAACCGAGGCAGAGGUGGUGCGCAGAAUGAAAGAAGCAAAAUAUGAACAGCUUGCAGUGGAAUUGUUCAGCGAAUGCUACCAUGAUAGUGAAGAGCGGGCUUUUGCUUUGCUGGUGAGGAAGAAUCGAUAUUGGAGCAAAACGACUUGUCUCCACUUGGCCACAAAAGCAGAUGCCAAGUCCUUUUUUGCACAUGACGGGGUCCAAGCAUUUCUGACAAACAUUUGGUGGGGAGACAUGUCAACAUCUACCCCAAUUUUGAAUCUGAUCUGUGGAUUUGGGUGCCCUUUCCUGAUUUACACUAACUUGAUUUCAUUCAGUGAGGAGUCAGUGUCAGAGGAGGACUCAGAAUCAUUCAAAGAUCUUGACAGGCUUGAUACAGAAAGGACUUUGCUGUCUUACACAAAAACGGAGGCUGAUGCCAGACUAGAAGCAGAACCUGCCUCUGGAAAUAUUGCCUAUGCAACAUUUAUGUUUACACGCUGGAAGAAAUUCUGGACCGCUCCUGUUACAGUCUUUAUGGGGAAUGUUGUUAUGUAUUUUGCUUUUCUCUUUCUAUUUGCCUACGUCCUCUUAGUGGAUUUUAAACCUCCACCUAAAGGUCCCUCUAUCGAGGAGAACAUACUCUACUUCUGGGUCUUUACACUAGUCUUGGAAGAAAUCAGACAGAGUUUCUUUACUGAUGAAGAUAUGAAUCUAAUAAAAAAAUUCAAGCUCUAUGUAGAAGAUAAUUGGAAUAAGUGUGAUAUGUUGGCUAUUUCUUUGUUUAUCAUUGGAAUCACUUGCAGAAUGUUUAAGUCAACUUUUCACGAUGGUCGAACAGUACUCGCAAUUGAUUUUAUGGUGUUCACUCUGAGACUGAUUCAUAUUUUUGCCAUUCAUAAACAACUGGGCCCAAAGAUUAUCAUAGUGGAAAGAAUGAUGAAGGAUGUUUUUUUCUUUCUCUUUUUCCUGAGUGUGUGGCUUAUUGCGUAUGGUGUAGCCACACAAGCUUUGCUUCAUCCCAAUGACAGUCGUGCUGAGUGGAUUUUCAGGAGGGUCCUUUAUCGUCCUUACCUUCAAAUAUUUGGACAAAUUCCAUUGGAUAAAAUAGAUUUAUCUCGCAUGGAUUUUGAAAACUGCACAUUGGGUCAACAGAGGAACCAGACGGCGAGUGACUUCUCGUGUCCCAGUGCCUACGCUAAUUGGGUGGUUAUAAUACUCUUAGUCAUUUUCCUACUGGUUACAAAUGUGCUGCUUAUGAAUCUCUUAAUUGCCAUGUUCAGUUACACUUUUCAGGUUGUUCAAGGAAAUGCAGACAUCUUCUGGAAAUUUCAGCGAUACAACUUGAUUGUUGAAUACCAUGGUCGUCCUGCAUUUGCUCCUCCUUUUAUCAUUAUUGACCACGUUAAACUAUUUCUUAGAUGGGCCCUUAAGAAGACCGAACACAAAAAAGAACACCUGGAAAGAGACAUUCCAGAAGAACUGGAUCAAAAAUUAAUAACCUGGGAGAUGCUCCAGAAAGAAAAUUACCUGGCAAAUUUGGAAACAAAGAAAAAAGAAAGCAACGAGGAAAAACUGAAGAAGAUGUCAGACAAGGUGGACAGCCUUUUAAAGAAUUUUAGUGGUCUAAAAGAGCAAGAGAAACAGCUUAAAUCUUUGGAAUCACAAAUUAGCUAUUGCACAAUUAUGCUUUCUUCAAUGGCAGAUACUUUAGUGAAAAACAGUUUAUUUUUCAGCGGGCCAACUUCAAACAACACAUGCACCGAUCAAAUGGUUGUACCAGAAAAUGAAGAUGGGGUAGAUACCUGCCAGUUUGACGAUGUGAUAUGUAUCGAUAACUGAUUGUAACAGAUCACUUCUCCGUAUAAUUUUGUCAAUUCAAAUACCUAAUGGAUAUUUUCUUUUAAUGUGAGAACACCACUGUAAUAACUACAUAAUGCCUUCCUUUUACAUUAUAUCCAAUGUGUUUCCAGUAAAUAUUCUAAUGACAUCUCAAAAAUAUUUUUUAUUCUAAUUUUCACUUUUAAAAUAAAUUUUACGCUACCUGACUCUGUAAAUUCAUUUAGACUAGGGGUGUCAAACUCAAUUUCAUUGUGGGCCCCAUCAGGGAUGUGUUUUACCUCAAGGGGCCUGGUGGGCAUGGUCAACUGGGUGGCAUAGCCAGCUUGACGCCACUCACCAUGCGUGGCCAACUGGGUAGGCGUGGCCAGCUUGAAACCAUUCCCCAAACUGCUGGCCAUGUUUUCUCACUGGGUAGACCAAGCCGAAACCACGCUGGUCCAAUGUUUCCUCUUCGCACUGGGUAGACCGGGCCGAAGCAAUGUGGCCUUGCCCCUUAUAUCUUCCAGGACACCCUCGUGAACCAGAUUGGACCACAUUGCAGGCUGAAUCCGGCCCAAGGGCCUUGUUUGACAUGCCUGAUUUAGACCAAACCUUUAAAUAUUUUUUUAUAACCAAGGAACAUUUAUAUAUCUUCUGUUCUUUUCAAUUAUCUUUCUUUGAUAUAGUUGUACAUAGUAUUCAUUGAUCUGCUUCCCUCAUUUUGUGCCUUUCCCCUUGAACUUAUAUAUUACUAGUGUAGUUUCCAAUCUUGCUAUUUUCCACUAAUCAUGAGUACAAUUACAUUUAGUUUCAAUCCAAAUAUUUAAUGUCUUUUUUGUAUAAAAUAAUUAGACUCUGUUAGGCAUUCACAUAUAUAGGUAGUCCAAAUUUAGCAGUUGCCAAGAAAGCAACCGCAGUUAAGACUGAAAAAGGUAACUUUGUGACCAAUGGUCACAUUUAUGAUCUUUUAGGACUUUAAAGCAAAAGAAAGGUGAAGUAAGAUAAUGAGCAUUGCUGCAGUUUCACUUAGUGAUUGCUUUGUUAAUGACUGAGUUACCAUUUCCAAUUGUGAUAGCUAAAUGCGCAUUACCUAUAAGCAGUUAAUAAAACAAUUUUUUCCAACCAAUGUAUUUAUUCAUGAGCAAACAUGCCAAGGUGAGAGUAAUGCUGGGAUAGUGUACAAGAGAACUGUAGCUGAAUGAGAUGGCAUCUUGCUUACUUAAAUGUAAAGGCAGAAAGUGUGACAAGUAGAAAAGGGCUAAUGGGUAAAAAGAGGUACUACAAGAACAGAGAAAAAACUAGUUUUUGACACAAAGGGCUAGCUGCUAACAUGCAGAUACAUAAUUUUCAACCUAAUUAAGCAGUUGUUCCCAAGUUUUAUUGACACCAAAAAUAUCAAAUGGAUAUUCUGCUAGAAAUACUAUUUUAAGCUCCUUUAUUCUUACAUAAACAGUUCAGUAGACAAAAAUCCAUGUACUUUAGAAGAAGCUUCCAAGUAUGGAGGAGAAAAAAUAUUUCAGUUUUCAAGGAAGUUGUGGCAAUUCAACAACCAAUCUAAGUCUAAGUCUAAGUAUGGCUUGGUUGGCUGUAUUUCAAUUUUAGAAAACAUCGCUUCCAAUUUGUUAACACUUUUCCUAUGAUCUUAACAUACGGUAUGUUUUCAUUUUCUGGUCUCUAGCCAAAUAACAUACGAGUUGUCAUAUUUCAUGCUUUUAUUUUCAUUUAUACUGUGGAAUAAUAUUGGUUAAAUCUUUACCCCAGCUACAAUAAACUGAUAAACCUUGUACCUCAUCCACAAGAUAUGUUUUGUCAAUUAUGAAUUGGUUGAGAUAUCAAUACGGUAUACUGUCAAAAGUUUUGAUGUGAAUAGCAGAGACCUCCCUUCAUAAACAGAAACUACACAUAUAUUGUUGGACUAUCUCAAGGCAAAAUGUCUUCUAUUUAUUGCAAAACACAGUGGGGUUUUGUUGGAAAGGGCAAAGUUACAAGUAUUCUUAUUCACAG